Molecule: messenger RNA, 3743 nt
Organism: Scleropages formosus (Asian bonytongue)
Lineage: Eukaryota; Metazoa; Chordata; Actinopteri; Osteoglossiformes; Osteoglossidae
Gene: castor2
Product: cytosolic arginine sensor for mTORC1 subunit 2
Exons: 9
Coding region: 335-1324 (329 amino acids)
Biological process (GO): negative regulation of TORC1 signaling
Source: RefSeq, a predicted model, not a curated record
CUUGAGUGGCAAGUUGUUUGUUUCACUGAUACCAGCUGCUGGACUAUUCCAAUCCCUGUCGGAGAGAAAACAGGGGGCCUGUCGGUCCUUUUCUUUCCACCCUCCCCGUUCGCCUCAUUGUGCUUUCUUUUAUUUCACCCUGCUCUCCUCUCCCACUCACUGGGCAACUUUUUCUUUUCCUCCCCUUUCCCCAUUUUCAGCCUUCUACCUACCUGCUUCCUUUUUUUUUUUCUUUUAUUUAAUAUAAAAAGCUCGUUCUCUAUUUAUUUAUUUAUUUUUAAAAGAAAGAUAAAUAUGUAUUUUUAGACUAUCCACAAAUGAGAAGGCGUAAAAGAUGGAGCUGCACAUUUUAGAGCACAGCCUUAAAGUGGCGAGUAUAGCGAAGGAAGGCAUUCAGAUUUGCACUCACGGAUUGAUCAAACUCGCCUUCUUGCCUUCUAAGACACGAUGCAAAUUCUUCAGUCUCACCGAGACUCCAGAGGAUUACACCAUUAUUGUUGAUGAAGAAGGCUUUAAAGAGUUGCCCGAGUCUGAGCAUCUCAGCGUUGCGGAGGCCACAUGGCUGGCCCUCAAUGUGGUCUCAGGGGGCGGGAGCUCUUCCAGCUCUCAGCCAAUCGGAGUCACCAAAAUUGCCAAGUCGGUGAUCGCCCCUCUGGCGGACCACAACAUAUCGGUGUUCAUGCUGUCCACCUACCAGACUGACUUCAUACUGGUCAGAGAGAGGGACCUGCCCAUGGUCAUGCACACACUGUCCUCAGAGUUCACCCUCCUGAGAGUGGUCAACGGGGAGACAGUGGCUGCCAACAGCUUGGGUGUCUCCAAUGGUUUUGUGAAGCCUAAAAUGGUCCAGCGCCCCAUCAUCCAUCCCUUGUCCAGCCCUAGCAACAUGUUCUGUGUGACCAGCCUGAACCCAGACACCCUGCCUACAGUGGCCACUCUGCUCAUGGAUGUCAUGUUCUACUCCAGCGGAGUUAAGGAGCCAGGUACGGCUACUGAAGACUCUGGACACAUUCGCUUCUUCUCCUUCUCUCUGAUUGAGGGCUACAUCUCCCUUGUCAUGGAUGAGCAGACAACUCGAAGGUUUCCCAACAACGUUCUCUUCACCAGCGCCUCAGGGGAGCUAUGGAAGAUGGUUCGCAUCGGAGGGCAGCCUUUAGGGUUUGAUGAAUGUGGCAUCGUGGCUCAGAUAUCGGAACCUUUGGCUACUGCCGACAUUCCAGCUUACUACAUCAGUACCUUCAAGUUUGACCAUGCUCUGGUGCCAGAGGAGAAUAUCCAGAGUGUGAUUGGAGCCUUGAGGACCAAUGAGAGCACAGGAAAGUGAAGGACAAGAAACUGGGAUGUUAGUGUGUUCUUGCUGACACACCGAUUUAUCUUCAGAUAAUGUCAAACUCUUAAAGUGCCAACAGUUUACCUGUGGACUACUGUGGGACGGGUGGGUAGAUUUUGGAAGUGGGGCAAUGAAAGUGAGGUUGGGGGUGGGUACAAGGAGGGUGUUGGGAUUCCUCUGGUCUACAGUGAGCCCAGAUUCUCCAUAUUCUCUAUCUUAUGUUCUAAGAGACUGUGCCAACACUCCUGUCCAUGCUAGGCCCUUCCCAUCUAUUUUCUGUCCUGACAAAAUCCAGUUCUUCAUUAGCUGUGCAGUGUUUGUCACAUUUGUCUCCUCUUCCCUAUCCCUUCACAACUUUUACCAUGCCAGCAGGGUCCACUAUGUCCUCAGCCUCUUAUUUUGAUACCAGCUCCUGAGGUUCUGGUGUCGGCCAUCUUUCCUUCCCUCCUCAUGUGGUGCAACUCGGAGCCCUUCGUUCACUGGGUUCCCUUGAUUUGCCAGUGCAGGUUGUUUCUUUCUGAAGCAAUAUUUCUCGGCUGCUCGCAUGUCAGCAACUGAAAUUGAUUAGUAGCUUCUCCUGUAUUGUUCAGAGAAUGUACAGAAUGAAACAAAACUCUGGCGUGUUAUUAAGGUUCUGUGUUUCCUUAUACCCUUUGCAGUGCCAUUAUGCUUUAGGCCUAAACUGAUGCCUUGCCUAUAGCUGUUUUUCCCCUUUUACAGGGGGCAACUAGGGGGAACAGAACUAGGAUGCUGUUAGUGGUGUCAAACCACAUGGUGCAGUGGUCUGUUUUGGCUUCUGUUAUUGAAUAGCCUCUCUUCAGCUUAUGGAUAUGUUUGAUGCAUUCACUGUACAAUGACUGGUUUUGUGUGGGUAAUUGCUACCACAAAAGAUGUUCUCCAUAUUAAGUAAUGCUGUCUUGUUUUAGUAAUAGCAAAUGGCAAGUUUUUUUAAGCUCUUCUUGGAGGAUAUUAGAAAUAUACAUCACAAUUGGUAAAUGAGUAAGAAGAUCCAUUUACAGAAUGAGUUAUAUUGCCUGUAUCCACUAGUAUAUGUAUUUCGCUAUUAAAUUCAAAGAUUUAUCAGUCUUUUUUUUUUGAGGAGAAAUAACUGACUGCAAAAAAGUAGCAGUAUUGGUCAGUGUUCCUGAUACUGGAAUCUACUGGUUUCAAAGUGAUAUCUAUAUCCUGGCAGCAAUCAGAAAAUUCCCAUUAGUAGCAGGCUUUAUUAAACAUGAUCUUUGUUUUUCAUGAAAGAUGUAGAAGUGGUGUCUUCCCCUCUCACCCCCCCCCCCCCUUCUGUAGGAACACACUCGCACGCACCUCUUUUCCUACUGGAAAAACUAGUUAUUGCAUCAUGGAAGAAAGGGGGGUUUGGGGUAGUGAGGUUGGAAGGUGAGGGUUUGCUUAUGCAGUUCUCAACAUUAGCUGCAGUUGAGAUGCCAUGUGGAGACACUGUGUGUAGCAUGCAGCAUUGGCGUCAGUUUAGGUCUCUAUCCCGGUCCGCACUUUAUUUAUGGUCCAUCCAAUGGACUGCUGAUGUGAAAACUGGCAAGAAUGUUUGCCCUUCAUACAAGCUGUUGAGAUAGGGUAAUGUUCAGUUGGUCUUCAGUAUGGGUGGUGGUGUUAUUUAUCUGCACCAAACAAAGACAGCUUUGUUUGUUUGUCUUGGGUAGCAGAAGCCAUGCAUUUCAGUGUUAGACUCAUGGGUGACAUUUAUCCUGAGGAUUGUAAAAGCUUUGUUUCUAGCUUGAAGUGGUUUUUGUUUUUGGGAACCCUUGUCCCUCUGCUUUCUUCCUCAUUGCCAUAACUCACUUCAUAUGAUUGUCUUGCACUUACCUGACUUAUUUUAAGGCAGUGAGGUACUGUAUUUCAGCCCAGGGAUAAAGUUCAGAAAUGGGCAUGCUUGCAAAAUCUUGCUUUCCUGGGGCUUUAUUUUGCAUUUAAUAUCUCUCUUUUGCUACAAAACAUUGAACCUCACCUCUGUAGCCUGGAGGAGUGUAGAAACCAUUACUUUUGGCUCAUAUGAAGAAGGAAAAAGAGUGGAUUUUUGAGGUGUCAGUCUCGGUUAGCACAGGUUCCCCUAUGCCUAAUGGCAAUCCUUUGUUGCAAGGUAUGUGUUCCAUUUUUAUGAAAUGGCUCCAGAAACAGGCUACAGGAGUAAAGUGUGACUGUCAUAAUGAAAUUGUAGUAGUAAUACAACAUUUCUCAACUUUUUCCUUUUACUUCCUCAUUGUAAAAAUUAAUUCCAGGUAAACUGAAGACAAAGAACUGUCAUCAGUGUCUUCCUUGUGAUAUUUUUCCCUUUCUCUCGAAGAGCCGUAAUGCCACGUGUCAGUUGACUGAAUAUAAAGAUGAUUAAUAUGAAUUCAGAUUGUUGUGAAUGCAGGUGAGUAAAAUUAGCCAAACAGAAAAA